Messenger RNA from Prorocentrum cordatum, 387 nucleotides. The record is from the annotation of a GenBank genome assembly. NCBI's taxonomy places the organism in Eukaryota, Dinophyceae, Prorocentrales, Prorocentraceae.
AUGCUCGCUUCGGGUCAUCCUGGUGGAGGAGGCGAGGGGAGGGUGAUCGGCCUGGGCUCGCACGGGGCAGCGAGCUCCGCCUGCCGUCGGGCGCGGCGCCAGCGGGAGGGCUCGCACGGGUGCCUGGGCCCCUCGCCGCUGUCCAUCGUCUUCCUUUCCUCCACAGCUGUCACACAGGAGGGAGGAGGGAGGAGGGAGGAGGGAGGCUCCGUGGAGAUUCCCUCGGUGACCAUCUCCCCUCGAGCGGCGCUCGUCGCACGACCAGCGCCACGUUUGCCCGUGAGUUGCUCGGUAAUCUUCUACAGCCCGGCAAUUGUCUACAGUCUGAUUGCAAUUUUUGUUUACAAGUGUCUUACAAGCGUAGGACAGUUGGCCACGGCCUCGUGA